This is a messenger RNA of Eublepharis macularius, 3499 nucleotides long. It is a transcript of the gene SYTL1, whose product is annotated as synaptotagmin like 1. Gene Ontology annotation, molecular function: neurexin family protein binding; small GTPase binding. The transcript is spliced from 15 exons. NCBI's taxonomy places the organism in Eukaryota, Metazoa, Chordata, Lepidosauria, Squamata, Eublepharidae. Gene Ontology annotation, cellular component: exocytic vesicle; plasma membrane. Gene Ontology annotation, biological process: exocytosis; intracellular protein transport. The coding region runs from base 368 to 2065 and encodes 565 amino acids. The record is from RefSeq and is a predicted model, not a curated record.
UGCAAGUCUGAGAACACAAAAGAGUCAGGAGGAGGGGAGACAAAAAAGAGAACCGCCUCUGCAUCUCAAAGGCAAACACUCAGGCCCUGAGACCUGUACACAGCUCCCCCCCCCCCGCCCCAGUAAGGACCCCUCACCUGAGCAGCAGGGGGUCAGGAUGGAGAAGACCUGAAGCAUCACCUAAAGGUGCUCUCUUCCCUCUAGAGAGAUUUGUCAUUAUCUACGGCAAGGAAUGAAAUGACGGUCCUGGAUUUUUGGCUGGACCCCUCCCCACCAGUGGCAUUCAGAACAAUGAGAUGCUGAUGGGCUGUGCCUGAGAGGCCUUUGAGCAAUCCUGCUGUGUUUGGACGUGAAUGGUGUUGACUUGAUGGAGUCGCAUCGAGUCAUUGACACGGAUCCAGACUCUGAUAUGGACUCCUUGCUUGAUCUCAGCUUCCUGACCGAGGAGGAGCAGAAUACCAUCGCAGAAGUGCUGCGGAGAGACUCGCAACUUCGGUCGUUGGAGGAGGGACGGAUCAGCAAAUUGCGCCAGUCAGUCUCUGAUCCUAGCUGGCUGAAAAUCUUCUCUGGGGACUGGUUCUGUGAUGUCCGUUCGAAGCGGCACAAUCAUUUCGGCUCGGACCUUGUCCGGGCUUCUAUCCGCAGAAAGAAGAAACCCAAAGCAGGUGAAUGGGGACCAAAGAAACAGGGAAGCAUGGGAGAUCUGGAGCCGAUCAGGGAACCUUCUGCAGAGGAAGAGAAAGAGAACACUUUUAACAUGCAGGAUACUGUAGACAGGCUGCCCAGCAGCGAGGGAACUCCUCCAGUCUCUCAGUCCAAAGAUCCGCAAGAUGCGAUCCAGUCCCUUGAACAGGUGGCGGAGACUCUGCCAGCAGAGAGAAGUGAUUCCUUCAGUAGCCUGAGUUCAGAGACAGAGGAGGAGGAAGGAGAGGGGAGACAGCAGACCAACCCAAGCCCAGGCAUCUUGGUUUCAGUGCAGAGUAAUGGAAACCUGGAAAAUGGCAAAGCAGAUGCUUCGGGUUUAUCCCCUCCGAAGACCAACAUGACGAACCUCCAGAACAAACUGCUCAGCACCAGCUCCUCCAUCUCCAGCCUCAGCUCAUCCACAAUGAGCGGCAGCCUCAUGAGUGUGUUCAGCGAUAACGAAGGGGGGAGCGUGGAUGUCCGGGGCUGCAUCCAGUUCUCCUUAUAUUACGACCCCAAGAAGAAGGAGCUGCACAUUCAAAUCAUCCAGUGCCGAGACCUCGCAGAAGCCAGGAAGCAGCGGACAGACCCGUAUGUCAAAACCUACCUCCUCCCUGACAAAUCCAACCACAGCAAGAGGAAGACAGCUGUCAAGAAGCGGAGCCUGGACCCCAUAUUCAAUGAGACGCUGAAGUACAAGAUCGACAAGGCUGAGCUCCAGGGUCGCAUCUUGAACCUCUCCGUCUGGCAUCAUGACUCCUUAAGCCGAAACCUCUUCUUGGGAGAAGUGGAGACAGAGCUGCAGGCCUGGGACUGGAGCAACACUGGCCCCCAAUGGUUCAACCUCCAGCCCAGGACACCAGUCACUCCUGACUCUCUGGCCAGCCGCGGCAAACUGAAUCUGGCACUGAAGUUCAUCUCAGCUGGCUCGGAAGGGGGAGGGCUUCCUCCCACCGGAGAGCUGCACAUCUGGGUGAAGAAUGCCCAGAACCUCAUUCCCUUCCGGGGCAGUGCUGUGGACUCCUUUGUUCAAUGCUACAUCCUCCCUGAUGACAGCAAAACAAGCCGCCAGAAGACCCGCACUGUAAAGAAGAGCCUCAGCCCGGUCUUCAACCAUACCAUGGUCUAUGAUGGGUUCCAAGCCAAGGACUUAGCCGAGGCCUGUGCUGAGUUCACUGUCUGGGACCAAGACACUUUCUCCAAGCAGCAACUUGGAGGUGUCCGUCUGAGUCUUGCCACAGGCAAGAGCUAUGGACUACCCGUGCCUUGGAUGGAUUCAACCGAGGAGGAGCGAUACAUCUGGGAGACGGUAUUCAAGCAGCCUGGGCAGUGGGUGGAAGCUGGACUUCUUCUGCGGACCAAUUUGAGCCACAGGACUUAAUCCUCCCCCUCCCCUGGUCAGUCUGCAAUGGAACCCUUGCGUUGUGUGUGCGCGAUGGAUACACUCCCUAAGAUCUCUAGCAGCUCACUGCAGCACAGAGCCCUCCCAGGGUACCCAGCUGCAUACAGCAGUGCUGCUCCCCCAUGUUUAAAGGCCCCUGCUCUUCCAGACUCUGACGGAGGCUGUUCCUGUCGGCCUGAUGUUGGGAUAAGUUGAAAAACAAACACACGUUCCCUCUUACGUUAGCCACAGGAUGCUAGGGCUGCCUUCGGUUUCUUUUCCCUCCCUGAUUUGUCAACCCAGACAAAUAUCACUUCCUCUUUUUUAUUAACUUCCUCGUUCCUGCACACCUCCGUCCGUGGUGGCGGCCUGUUGAGAAACCAAACCCUCUGCUUGUUUGGUCAUCUGUCCUUGCUUCCUUUCUGCUAGUCAGGUUAGGCCCCCAAACAGGUCCUCUCUUUCUACGGUUGUAUUUUUUCUUCUUUCUACUGCUGUACUGCUGCUGCUGAGCAAGGUCCCUAAGCCAAGGCUUGUAGGCAGCGAGGAGCAUUUGCUGCUUAGCCUGGGGCUGCCUGCUUGUAAUACUGCAGCCUGGUUCAGAAUCCCUUUGCCUUCUUGAAAAUCCAGGCCUGUGGAAGAAACACCCUCUGCCCUCUUUCUCUCAUCUGAGUCCAAGAAAGAGCUGCGGAAGUUGGCAGAGAUGCUUCCAUGGAAACAGGCUCCAUACGCGGUUUUCUUUAGGCCUUAUUUGCAGGAGGGGGCCUGGAGGAGGCGCUGCCACUUUUCCUGACCAAAGGGCAGGUGAGAUUUAAGCAGCUAGCUCUCAUUGAAGCAAGGUGGGAGUUGAGGAAUCUGCCAUCGAGCUUUCUUACGGUUUCACAAGAAUAUAGUCUACCGAUGAUGGGGUCCGUACAGCUGAAGGCAUUCUGUCAGCCGUGCCCUCUCACUCUGCUCCGGACUGCUGGCCAAGUGCUUGCCGAUAUUCUGUGAUGGCUCUCCAGAUACAGCACACCAUUCCGCCUCUGCCAGAAGAAGAGAAAAAUCAGGAGAAAAAUCAGGCGCAUGAAACCUCUUGCUGGUUAGGCUGAUGUGACUUGCAAUGCCUUGGAAUCUGGCACAGACACAGUUAAGGGAGUGACGGGCACAGAAGCUCUCUGGACCUGUCUUCCAAAAUGUGACCAGAACCAGGUGGAUGGCCCUGGAAACAAUACAGCUGCCCCAAAGAAGAGCUGCUGUCACCAAUGAAGUGUCCUCAUCUAUCAAGUGCUACCUCUUAAGCAACUUCCAUGAUUUGGUUUUUUUCCUCCCAAAUUCAAGAGGCAGCACCUGGCUUCUGUAGGAUGGGGAGACUUGAGUCACAGGCUACGAGCCUACCUUCUAAGGGAACUGCACCUCUGUUUCACAACUAAAAUAAACUGUAGGUUGCUUAUCGUG